AUGCCGACUUCGACAGUCGACGGAGCAGGCUUGACCGGCACCUUUCCGCAACGUCUGCGUGCAGUUGGCCAUUACGCCCGCCAGCAAACCCCGGACGAGCAGGACGCCCUCAUCAAGAAGCUCGAAGCUGGCUCGCCGCAAGACCAGUACCUUGCUGGCUUAGCUGCAGUUGCGACGCAGAAUAAGGCCUGGAUCGCGAAGCAUGUCACGGAUAAAACCCCUGGUCUACAGCAUCUGGCCCUCCGAUACUCUCAUCUCGUCGCAGGCAGCGUGAUCGAGGACGCUCUUGCCGGAGAUCCCAGUGACUUCACGAGGAAGGCACUCGUUCGUCAUGGUCUAAGCGGACGCCCCCAACUUGCUGACAAGCUCUUCCCUAUUCUUAGGAAUGCCUGGGGUGAUCACUUUGCUAUCCGAGUCCUCGCGCAUUGCUCCCCGAGUGUAAUUGAGCGACACUUGCCCCAGCUUCUGCCCUCCGCAUCUGUGACUUCGCUCUGGACCUUGCUCGCAAACAAGCACGCCGGUAUUCUCAUGGCCGUGCUAAAGAACAGCCUCGAUGAUGCAGCCGAGUUUGGUAUCAUGCCUUCGACUUGGUGGGGCGAGUUUGGAGUUGCGGUGACCGCGCUUCUCAAGGUCGAUGCUACUUUUGCGCCCAGCGUGUUGGACAUGGUGGACAAGCACAAGCUCGCUGCCUUCCCCCACGUUCUCAACUCUCAGCUGAACACCUUUGCUCGCCAAGAUCCAUCUCGCAUGCUGGAGUAUCUUUCCAGGCCCAACUGGCUGUCGGGCCGCAGUCUCUCUCGCCGUGCUAUGCGCCGCAUCGCCCGCCCCGCUACUGGCACUCCAGCUCUGAUUAAGUAUGCCGAGACGUUCAUCGACGGGGCCUGGGGCUGUCACGCUCUGCUUCAAGCACUCCGACCGCGUGACCGCCUGCCCAUCUAUGAGGCUGUGAAGAUUGACGGCACAGCGUUCUUGGACUAUCUACAACGUCAGGACCAGAUCCGUCUCGCAACGAGCAUGGUCGAGAAGAACAAGCGCUUGCCCGUGAGCCGGUCGAAUGAGCUCUCCGCUGUUUCCUAUUUGGAGCCUUCCGACGCUGCCCCGGCGCUCGAGAAGUUUAUGAUGGUCUCAGACAUGGAAAUUAGAAGGCAUGCGAUUCAGUGCUACGUUAAAAACGCUGCUCGCGCCCGUUCGCCGGACGUCUGGGAUGCUGCACUGGGAAAGCUCUCUACACGCCUUCGCAACCAGCCUCAACCCGUCCGCGAGCCUGUUAUCGACACAAUCUGCGAUGUGUCUCCUCUGACAUGGACCACUACCUCUCUACCGUUCAUCCGCAAGAUUGCCGAGGACGCUCUCGAUGCUCCCGACAUGAGCUCAGUGGUAUCGACUCUCAUCAGCUAUGCGUUGAACACAAUGCGCGAGCGGCCAGAGUUCGAAGCCUGGUGUCUGGAGCUGCUUCAGGCGAUCAACAAGGUGGACCCUGUCUAUCUGUCUGAGAAGGUGCGCCACGGGCAGGUCCUCAAAGUGGUUCAGGCGCUUGAGCCGGACCUGCAGGCAGGCUUGAAGAAGAAGAACUUCAAUCCAAUCUACACAGUGGCGAACUGGACUGGCAAGCGCUUGAAGGAUAUUCCAGAGCUGCAACACAUGCUACAGGACAUCACCGUCCAUGUUGGAGCCGUGAGCUACAACGUCAUGGAAGCCCUGCAAUUGCUAGUCGAUGUCGACAAGUCCUACGCCGUCAAGGCUGUCCAGGACGAGCGCUCUACGCUGGAGUUCGAAAGCGUUGCCAACGUCAUUGCGCGAUACUACCCCGAACUGUUGGACCUUGGAAACCCCCCCAAGGGUCGUUGGCUGGAGGACACCACGGACUGGACGUUCCCAUGCGACGCAUACCUUAGCAAGUUCUGGCCGGAAGAUCAAAUCGCGAUCUUUUUGGAGCAGCUCAAGCGCGAUGUCGAGACCGGCGACACGUGGAACCGUGCGAUGCGUCUUCGUAAGCUGAAGCAUGUUCCCGGUGGUAUCUCCACUGCGAAGGAGUAUACGCAGGACAAGGACACGCGGAUCGCGGAAGCGGCGCUUAGUGUGCUCGCCAGUGACCCGAAGGAGCUGCCUACGCUCCUCAGCUACGCGUCUACCGACUCGGCCCGCGUCGCAAUGUACUGCGCUGGCCGUGCAGCGAAGCAUGUGCCAACAACUGAAUUGCAGCCGAUGUUGAUUGGUGUCCUGAAGGGUGAAAAGACUAAAAUUACGAGCAAGAAGGAAGUCCUGCGGCUGAUCGCUCGCCUGCUGCCCGUGGAAGUCGCUUCCGGGAUCCUGUCGGAGACGGCCAGUGCUCCGAAUGCACACCGCGACGUCAUCACUGCGACCGCGAUUGCCGCCUUGGACUUCCUGCAGAGCAGCCCCGCCGGCAGGGUGAUCGUCGAGGAAACGGCCGCGAAGAACAAGGAGGCGUCCAUGGCCAUCGCUAAGCGCUCUCCUCUGCUUGUCAACGACCGUGCGCGGUACGCCAAGCUGGUCACCUCUCUUGCAAAAGCUGAGGAUGACGAUGUUGCCUCAGCCGUGCUCGGCAACCUGGGAAACUGGGCCUCCUUCGAUCCGUUCGCAUGGACCAUUCUGAAGGACGCGAUCACCAACUUGGACAGGCGCAAGGUGUGGAAAUCGGCGGUGCAGGCGCUCACUGGGCGUGCCAGUGACCCGAAGGGACAGGAGACACUGUGUGAGACGAUCGCUGAGCUGCUUGCUAUGAAGGAGAAACCGGAGGACAACGCGGGAGAAGACUCGGAUUUGCCUGUAUUCCGCCGCGUUCAGGAUAUUGCGCAGCGCCUGUGGUCGCUGACUCGCGCACUGCCCUCGAAAUACGGCCAGGCAACGCGUGCCGUCCUCAAGGUCAUCGAUAACAGCGGCAGCAGGGAUUAUGAGGAGGAGUACUGCGACCUCCUGCUGUCGCUGUGGAAGCUCGAUCACCGUGUGCUCGACAUAGCGAUCGCGCGCCUUGACGGCCGCCCUAUCCUUGCCCAACGCUUUGCGGAGACGAUGCGCAACUGGCUGCAGCCUAGCGAGGCACUGCCGGUGGCAACCAAGCUGGCGAGCGGCGGGUACACGGGCGCGCUCUUUGCAGUUGCGCUGGCCGGUAGAAUGGGACCUAAGUGUCGCUGGGAGAAGGAGUGGAAGGACGUCGUGAAGACCUUGCGUGGGCACGACAGUCCCGAGAUUCGUGACCUCGCACGCCACAUCAAGGCAGUGCAGCAAGACACCAUGUAA
Messenger RNA from Trichosporon asahii var. asahii CBS 2479, 3258 nucleotides. RefSeq lists its product as uncharacterized. NCBI's taxonomy places the organism in Eukaryota, Fungi, Basidiomycota, Tremellomycetes, Trichosporonales, Trichosporonaceae. Bases 1 to 3258 code for a protein of 1085 amino acids. The transcript has a single exon. The record is from RefSeq and is a predicted model, not a curated record.